This is a messenger RNA of Fusarium musae, 270 nucleotides long. RefSeq lists its product as uncharacterized. NCBI's taxonomy places the organism in Eukaryota, Fungi, Ascomycota, Sordariomycetes, Hypocreales, Nectriaceae. The coding region runs from base 1 to 270 and encodes 89 amino acids. The transcript is spliced from 2 exons. The record is from RefSeq and is a predicted model, not a curated record.
AUGUCGAACCCUACAUACAAGAUCGCCAACGUCUCCGAGACAACACUUGUUGACACAACAAAGCCUUCAACAAGUACCAAGCCUGGUCUUGAAACAACACCUCAUAAACCUUCACUCAAGGAAAAGAUCCAGAGGAAGCUGGCAGGCUCUGUCGACCCUACAAAAAAGCCAGCUGAUCCUUACAAGUCAUGGGAAGCUCGAUCAGGUCAGCAAGACAAUCACUUCAAGCCGAAUGCCAAAGCUAAUGCGUUCCCAGUAGCACUGCUCUAA